Messenger RNA from Trypanosoma rangeli, 3333 nucleotides. Its product is annotated as putative ubiquitin-protein ligase. Gene Ontology annotation, molecular function: protein binding; ubiquitin-protein transferase activity. The record is from RefSeq and is a predicted model, not a curated record. Gene Ontology annotation, cellular component: cytoplasm. Lineage: Eukaryota; Euglenozoa; Kinetoplastea; Trypanosomatida; Trypanosomatidae. The coding region runs from base 1 to 3333 and encodes 1110 amino acids. The transcript has a single exon.
AUGUCGCAUGUGCAAUUCCUGCAAACAGGCGCCUGCCUUGAAUCCUUGGCGAAUGCCAGCAGAAUGAAUGUUGGCAUUACACGUCGCAUAGUAUUGUCAUGCUUAACAAACAUCUUAACGUAUGGGGCAGAGCACAUUGAACCCAUGCCGCAUGUGGCUCGCAUGCACGACCUUCGACGGAUGGCGGAACGCCUUUUCCGGCGAACAAUAGCUUCCCAGCACCUUCAAAGUCGCUUUGUUCAGGCCGUGGCCGAAUUUUACGUUGCUCUCAAAGAUUCAGAGCAUUGUUGGCGGGUCAUUGGGGAUGCACAAGUGAAGAUUCGUGAUGAAGUAUACAACGCCGCAGCCGAUACAGAAUCUUUUAUGCAGAAGAGGCUUGAACAACGCAGCUUGUACCGACGUCGAGAGGGAAUGCGUGUGACUGUUGAAAAAGUGCUUCACCCAGAAAGCCUUCGUAUAGGAGUUAAUCCCAAUAAGACAAUAUUGGCUUGGAGUGAACGUUCAGGAACUUCCGUUGUCGCUGACGUGCCUCUUGGCUCUGGAAGGUGGUAUUUUGAGGUGCGUAUGAUGGCGACAGGGGACGUGUUUAUAGGCGUGCUUCCAUCUAAGCUCCAUGACUGGUCUGAUGCACCAACGCCUGAUACAUUUUUGACGUUUAACGGCAAAACUGGCGCCUUCCAUGGAGCGAAAGACACUUCCGUGGCCCCACGCCGUAUUUGGAAAGCUAAGGACUACGUUGGAGUUGUCAUGGAUGGCGCUAAGAAGACGUGCUCCUUCUUUGUUAAUGGGUGCGACACAGGUUUUUUCUUUCACUUUGCUGCAAAUGAGGCGGAGGCCGUUUGUGCUGCUGGUGCGAACCAGCAAGAUGAGCUGGAGAUGUCUUAUUAUCCAUUUUUUGUGCUUGAAGAGGAAGAGGGGGUCACAAUCAACUUUGGUGGAGCCCAUUUUGAGUUUGAGUCUCCACGGGACUGUUUUCCUCUCGACCCAGCGAACCUUUCACUUGGGACACUUAUUCCCUACAAUCAGCUUCGCGCCUUUCACGAUCUUGCUACUUACAUCGUCUCUGCCGGUCGCACCACGUUACCAACCUUUUUUCACGAGGAGGCAAACCCGUUUGAUGGCUCAACGGAACGAUUUGGUCCUCCGCAUGUUUCUUUGCAUUCUUCUGUGGGUGUACAAAUAAAUUUACUGCAUGUACGAAACGCGGGAACUCGAUUCGCAACAGUGCGGGCGAAUUGCCGUGUUUCAGGGGGAAAAUGGUACUAUGAGGUCACGUUGCGUUCUCAGGGACUCGUUCAGAUUGGAUGGGCUUCAUCGGAUGACCCACAAACGGGAGGUGUCGGGGACACUCCCAAUUCGUGGUCGAUCGAUCUCUUUCGACGUCUUAAGUGGCAUGAUGGAAAGAGUGAACCCCUCACUGCUUCACGUCGCUGGGUGGUGGGAGACGUCAUUGGUUGUGCAUUGGAUAUUGUGGAGAGAAAAAUGAUCUUCCUGUACAAUGGUAGACUUUUAUGUGAUAGUAACUUGAACGAUAGCACAUUUGCGGGGCUACCGACUACGAUUGCCUACGAACCUGCAGUCUCGCUUCGAGCUGGGAAUGAAGUGUUGUUUAACUUUGGAUCCUCCAGUUUCAAGUACAAACCUGAAGGAUUUUGUGCGUUAGGUGUUCCGGACUCCUGGAAUGAACGGAUGGAUGCCUUUUACUCGACUCUUCGUCCAUCAACAACACUACUGCGGUUACGAGCCUUGCGCGAUAUUUGGCUUUCUGCUGAUGAGUUUACUAUACGGGAUAAGGUGAAACCCUAUUCUAUGGUUGUGGAAGCCAUACAGCAGUACUGCCAAAGGGAGGGCAAAAGUUUUGCACAGAUAACGGAGGAAGUCUGCACGGAGAUCUUUCGAGAUCUUCCUAUCCCCGCUCAGGAAGCAUGGAAGACAUAUAUGCUACUGGUUGCCUUUUCUCGGGUUUCACAGACUGUUAUCCCGUUUCUGCAUCUUGAUACCCGACAUCCUAAUAUAUCCACAAAACUUUUUUUAGCGUGUCGUGGUCUUCUUUUUGCGUCACUUAGGAAUGAUAUCAUAGAUGACAUUCUUCGUGUGACAAAUGUUCGUACCGAACACCUUCGGCUGUCUAUUAACAGAUUGAAGGCCCGUUCAAACAAGGGUUUAUGGAUGUCAACCGUCUUUGGGCAAACUUUUUCCUUACUAGCCGGCCAGCAUCCACGCGCAUUUCGUACAAACAAACGGCUUUGGGGUGUUGUGUUUCUAGGUGAGGGUUCCGAGGACGUUGGUGGCCCAUUCCGAGAGCACAUUAGUGAGAUGUGCCGUGAGCUUAUGAGCACCUCCUUGCCGCUGUUUGUUCCAACAGCCAACAAUGUGCAUGACACAGGUACGUACCGUGAUGCCUUUGUGCCUGCUGCAUCUGCGGUAGGAGCGGCCGAGUUGGCGGCAUUUGUGUUUCUUGGCCAGUUAAUGGGUGGGGCUAUGCGAAACAAUGAACCACUAGGUCUUUUUUUCCCUCCUAUUGUCUGGAAGUUUUUAUGCUUCUAUCCCAUUGAGGAAUCGGACAUCGACGAUGUAGAUCGCAUUUGCUUGCAGUGCAUCCGAGAGUUUAGAAGUUUGAAGAGCCGUGUCGGCUCUGGUGACAUGUUUGAUGAUGUAUUUGAUGCUGAGACCUUUACAACGCGUCUCAGCGACGGGUCAAUAAAGGAGUUGAUACCGGGCGGAAGUAGCACCCGUGUUACUCUGGAGCGCUGUGAGGACUACGCUGACGCCCUUUCUUCUGCACGACUUGGUGAGUACACGCGGCAGCUUGGGAAGAUACGCGAUGGGUUACUGAGCGUGAUUCCUGAAACUGUGCUUUGCCUGUUGACCCCAAGCGAACUGGAGUUUCGCAUUUGCGGUAAACCAGAUUACUCUGUGGGAGAGUUGAGAGAGGGUGCUCUGUACGAGGGGCUGACAAGUGAUGACAGAAGGGUACAAUUUUUGUGGCAAGCCCUGGAAGAUGCGACGCCAUUGCAACGCCGACUAUUCCUGCGGUUUGUUUCCGGGCGGGACAGGCUCCCUGUCAAGCUGCGUGUUCUACCGCUCUCUACCUCAGGCGACGCGGAUAGCGCACUGCCCCGUGCAGCCACCUGCUUUUUUGCCCUGGAGCUCCCGGACUACUCGUCAGUGGAGGUGCUGAAGGCCAAGUUGUACUAUAGUAUCGAAAACUGCGCUGACAUCGACACCGACUUUAACCCGCGAGAAGUGGACGAAGGUGAGGCGCCGCAGCUGAUGGUGGGCCUGGAAGAUACACGUCAGGAUGAAGUGGACCCGGCCAUGCUAAGUGACUGA